AUUGGGGACAACAGAGCAGGAUGUGGCCACUUUAUCCCUCACAGCUAAAGUUUUCAGCCCCUGAGUCUUAGCUUUGCCUCGGGACACGUUAGCUUUUCUGCUGAGAGCCAAAUGUGAAGACUGUCCUAAGAAACCUGGAGCCGAGUCAGCUCGCCAGAGCUCUGCGGACAGGGCCAGAGCCUUGCUGAAGGAAAGAGAGAGGGGGAAAACAAGUUUAAAAAUCCUCCAUGAAGUGUACUAUGCUCUGCCAUUUAUUCCCAAAGCUACUGGAAGCAUUCCUCUCAGGAAAGGUGGGCUUGGUGACGAGAAGCCGGACGUGAGAAGACUCCUGGGAGGACCGAUUAAUCCACUUUCUGAAUUUCCUCUGUGGGGACAGUCUCAGAGCCCUGCAAGGCAUUGGGGCGCCCUGAAGAUGAGUGCUAACAGCAGCACCAUGAGCCAGCUAAUCUGGCAGGGCCCCGUGUGCGUUGGCUGGAAGCGGGAUCUGGAAGGCGCGGUCUACCAUCUGGCCAACUGCUUCUUGCUCCUGGGCUUCAUGGGGGGCAGCGGGGUGUAUGGAUGCUUCUACCUCUUCGGCUUCCUGGGCACGGGCUACGUGUGCUGCGUGAUGUGGGGUUGGUUGGAUGCUUGUGGCCUGGACCUCAUCCUCUGGAGCUUCCUGCUGGCAACGGCCUGCCUGCUCCAGCUGGCAUACCUGAUACACCGGCUGCGCAGGCGCGCCCUCCCCGAGGAGUUCGACGUCCUCUACAAGACGCUGUAUCUACCCCUGCAGGUGCCUCUGCAGGUGUACAAGGAGAUUGUUCAGUGCUGUGAGGAGCAGGUCUUGACGCUGGCCACUGAGCAGACUUACGCUGUGGAGGGCGAGACCCCCAUCAACCGCCUGUCCCUGCUCCUCUCCGGCCGGGUUCGUGUGAGCCAGGAUGGGCAGUUUCUUCACUACAUCUUCCCCUACCAGUUCAUGGACUCUCCAGAGUGGGAAUCUCUGCAGCCGUCUGAGGAGGGUGUGUUCCAGGUCACUCUGACUGCCGAGACCCCAUGUAGCUACAUUUCCUGGCCCAGGAAAAGUCUCCACCUUCUUUUGACCAAAGAGCGAUACAUUUCCCAACUCUUCUCAGCCCUGCUGGGCUAUGACAUCUCAGAGAAGCUCUACGCUCUCAAUGACAAGCUCUUUGCCAAGUUUGGGCUGCGCUUCGACAUCCGUCUCCCCAGCCUCUACCAUGUCCUGGGUCCCGCAGCCUCGGAUACAGGGCCUGAGUCCGAGAAGGAUGACGAGGAAGCCCGUGAACCAGCCUUGCCCACAUCUGCCCAGCAAACACCCCCUUGCUCUCCUCUUCCAAUGGCCACCAGCCCUCCUGCACCUCCUUCCCGGGCCAGGUUGUCCCGGCCCGACAGCGGCAUCCUGGGUGAGGACUCCACCAGUCUGGUGCUGGAGGAUUUUGAGGAGGUGUCGGGAUCAGAAUCGUUCAUGGAUUAUAGGAGUGAUGGGGAGUACAUGAGGUGA
This is a messenger RNA of Enhydra lutris kenyoni (northern sea otter), 1501 nucleotides long. RefSeq names its product popeye domain containing 2 (gene POPDC2). NCBI's taxonomy places the organism in Eukaryota, Metazoa, Chordata, Mammalia, Carnivora, Mustelidae. Bases 413 to 1501 code for a protein of 362 amino acids. Gene Ontology annotation, molecular function: cAMP binding. The record is from RefSeq and is a predicted model, not a curated record. The transcript has 3 exons. Gene Ontology annotation, cellular component: sarcolemma.